Molecule: messenger RNA, 1391 nt
Organism: Acanthisitta chloris (rifleman)
Lineage: Eukaryota; Metazoa; Chordata; Aves; Passeriformes; Acanthisittidae
Gene: DACH1
Product: dachshund family transcription factor 1
Exons: 10
Source: RefSeq, a predicted model, not a curated record
UUCUAGACCUGGAAGGCCUCCUAAGAGGACUCAAAGUGUCACCUCCCCAGAGAAUUCUCAUAUUAUGCCACAUUCUGUCCCAGGCCUAAUGUCUCCUGGAAUCAUCCCGCCAACAGGUCUGACAGCAGCAGCUGCAGCAGCAGCAGCUGCCACCAAUGCUGCCAUAGCAGAAGCAAUGAAAGUGAAAAAAAUUAAAUUGGAAGCUAUGUCCAACUAUCAUGCAAACAAUAACCAGCAUGGAGCAGACUCUGAAAAUGGAGAUCUGAAUUCAAGUGUCGGCAGCAGUGAUGGUUCUUGGGAUAAAGAAAAACUUCAGUCUCCCCCCACCCAAGGAUCACAGGCCUCUGUUAACCACCCCAACUUGCCUGGACAGCAUAAUGUUCCAGUUAGCCAUCCUCUCAACCCUCUUCAACAGAACCACCUUCUGCCAAAUGGAUUGGAACUUCCUUUUAUGAUGAUGCCCCACCCAUUAAUUCCUGUGAGCCUACCUCCAGCAUCUGUCACGAUGGCAAUGAGCCAGAUGAAUCACCUUAGUACCAUCGCCAACAUGGCAGCCGCAGCACAAGUGCAGAGUCCUCCAUCCAGAGUUGAGACAUCUGUUAUUAAGGAACGUGUUCCAGACAGCCCUUCUCCUGCUCCUUCUCUUGAAGAGGGCCGAAGACCUGGCAGCCAUCCAUCGUCUCAUCGAAGUAGCAGUGUGUCCAGCUCUCCUGCACGAACUGAGAGCUCUUCAGACAGAAUCCCUGUCCAUCAGAACGGGCUAUCUAUGAACCAAAUGCUGAUGGGUUUGUCACCUAAUGUCCUACCUGGACCUAAGGAGGGUGAUCUGGCUGGUCAUGAUGUGGGACAUGAGGCAAAAAGAAUACACAUUGAGAAAGAUGAGACCCCGCUCUCCACACCAACCGCAAGAGACAGCCUUGACAAACUUUCUCUAACUGGGCAUGGGCAACCACUACCUCCAGGUUUUCCAUCUCCUUUUCUAUUCCCUGAUGGAUUGUCCUCCAUAGAGACCCUUCUGACUAACAUCCAGGGUCUACUAAAGGUUGCUAUAGACAAUGCCAGAGCUCAAGAGAAACAGGUCCAACUGGAAAAGACAGAGCUGAAGAUGGAGCUCUUCAGGGAACGGGAACUGAGGGAAACACUUGAAAAGCAGUUGGCUGUGGAGCAGAAGAACAGAGCAAUAAUUCAGAAAAGGCUAAAGAAGGAAAAGAAGGCAAAGAGGAAAUUGCAGGAAGCACUUGAAUUUGAGACUAAACGACGGGAGCAAGCAGAACAAACACUGAAACAGGCAGCUUCAACAGAUAGUCUCAGGGUCCUAAAUGACUCUCUGACCCCAGAGAUAGAAGCUGACCGCAGCGGGGGCAGAACAGAUGCUGAAAGGACAAUACAAG